UGUGGCCUUCAUUAUUUAUUUCAUCAUAUUUUAUUUAAAUAAUUUUUUUCAUCUGUAUCUGAAUUUCUACGAAAAAAAAAAUUCUUUUUCCAACAGGUUGUCAAUUUGAAUAAUUAGGAAAAGAAAUAUGUUGAUGCCUUGUAUUGCAACAUUACAACAAUUAUUAGAAUCUACGAGAUUUUUUCUCGUAAUUCAUGCUUUAGCCAUUGCCAUUGGUAUAUGGUAUUGGUUUAGGUAUCGUUCAAAUUCUAAACGUCGUCAUCAGAAUCGUCAAUUAACACCUGAGGAAUUGGAAAAGAUACAAUCUUGGCAACCGGAACCAUUAGUACCUUAUUAUGAUCAUAGCCAUUUUGCAUUGAAUCCCAAAAUCAUAUCAUCGAUGUAUGGCAAAUAUUUAAUUGUUAAUGAUAAAAAAUGUUUGAAUUUAGCUACACAUAAUUAUCUUGGCCUUGCUGAAGAUCGUGAUUGUAUUGAUGAAGCCGUAAAAGCGGUAAAGAAAUACGGUGUUGGUAGUUGUGGUCCACGUGGAUUUUUCGGCACUGUAGAUAUUCAUUUGACAUUGGAACAGGAAAUAGCCCGUUUUAUGCAGACUGAAGAGGCUAUACUUUAUUCAUAUGGUUAUGCAGCUAUUUCAAGUGCCAUUCCUGCCUAUUCAAAAUCAAACGAUAUUAUUUUUGUUGAUGAAGCGGUAAAUUUUGCCAUCCAACAAGGUCUGAUUGCAUCUCGAUCUCGAAUCAAAUUUUUCAAACAUAAUGACACGAAAGAUUUAGAACGAUUAUUGGAUGAUCAAUCGGAAUGGGAUUUAAAAAAUCCUAAAGAAGCAAAACGAAUUUCACGUUUUAUGAUAGUUGAAGGUUUAUACAUCAAUACUGGUAAUAUUUGUCCAUUGGCCGAAAUAAUUCGAUUAAAACGUAAACAUAAAGUUCGUUUAUUUAUCGAUGAUACCUGUUCAUUUGGUGUACUUGGUAAACAUGGUCGUGGUAUUGUUGAACACAGUGGUUGUAGUUUAGAUGAUGUCGAUAUGAUUGCCGCUAGUCUUGAAUAUGCAUGUGCUUCAUAUGGUGGUUUCUGUACCGGUACCAUAUUUGUUAUCGAUCAUCAACGUCUUUCCGGUUUAGGUUAUUGUUUCAGUGCAUCAUUACCACCAUUACAGGCGGCAUAUGCAUUAAAAGCUAUUGAAAAGAUACAAAAAACACCUGAAUUAUUGGUUCAAUUACGUAAUAAUUGUGUUCGAAUUGAUGAAUUAUUACGUUCUCAUCAAUCAUUAAUUACCAUAAAUGGAUUAGAUAUUUCGCCAAUUAAACAUCUUCGUUUUACUCGUACUAUAGAUGAAUGGCUUAAUGAUAAACGUUGUCCCGAUUAUGAUGAUCAAAUUAAUAAUUUAAUGACAAAUCCUAGUUCAAAUGAUAAAAUUUCAAUUUCCCAUAAAUUGGAUACAAUGCGAUUAGAAAAAGUUGUCGACUGUGCAUACAAUCGUGGUUAUGGUUUAACUGUUGCUCGUUAUCUUGAACAUGCUGAAUAUAAACUUCAAAAUCCAAGUAUUCGUUUAAUUAUUAAUUCAUUAUUAACUGGCCAAGAAUUAGAAUCAAUAUCCAUUAUGCUAAUUGAAACAUUUGAAGAAGUUGAAAAAAUAUUUUUCAAUGGAAAAUUUUUCAACAUAUCAUCAGAUGAUGAACAAACAAACAAAUGAAUGAUUGUAUAAAUGAAUCGAUCAAUCAAAAACCGAAUGAAACCAACCCAGUGACACAC
This is a messenger RNA of Dermatophagoides pteronyssinus (European house dust mite), 1749 nucleotides long. It is a transcript of the gene Spt-I, whose product is annotated as serine palmitoyltransferase subunit I. Lineage: Eukaryota; Metazoa; Arthropoda; Arachnida; Sarcoptiformes; Pyroglyphidae. Gene Ontology annotation, biological process: ceramide biosynthetic process; sphingosine biosynthetic process. Gene Ontology annotation, molecular function: serine C-palmitoyltransferase activity; pyridoxal phosphate binding. Gene Ontology annotation, cellular component: endoplasmic reticulum. The record is from RefSeq and is a predicted model, not a curated record.